Messenger RNA from Arachis ipaensis, 1902 nucleotides. Its product is annotated as G-type lectin S-receptor-like serine/threonine-protein kinase SD1-1. Lineage: Eukaryota; Viridiplantae; Streptophyta; Magnoliopsida; Fabales; Fabaceae. The record is from RefSeq and is a predicted model, not a curated record. Gene Ontology annotation, molecular function: protein serine/threonine kinase activity; ATP binding. Gene Ontology annotation, biological process: protein phosphorylation; recognition of pollen. Gene Ontology annotation, cellular component: plasma membrane.
GAAUAAAACGCAGUCCCACUUUCAAUGUUCCAAAAAAACUAGCCACCAUUGAGUGGAAGAAUAAUGAACCUGCUUCUCCUCACUCUUCAUCUUCUUCUCUUACCCUUCACAACAUCACAACAACAGAACCAAAACUACCCUUCUUCUGGGACACAAAGAAACGAUACCUACUGUGACUACCCUUCAGUUUGUGGACCAAAUGGGAACUGUGACAUUAAUCAAUCACCAGCAUGUUUCUGUUUGGAUGGUUUCACACCUAAGUCACCGAGUGGUUACAGUUCAAUGGAUUAUACACAGGGCUGUGUUAGAAACAAGGCCUUGAAUUGUAGCACUGACGUGUUUGUUACUUAUUCUGUGUUCAAGGAACCAAGUGGCGGCUACUCUUUGUUGAACCAAAGAUUGGGAGCGGAAGGUUGCAAGGGAAGCUGCAAGAGUAAUUGUUCUUGCAUGGCUUAUUCUGUAACUGGGAGUGCAUGCAAAUUGUGGAGUGGUGAUUUGUUUGAUGUUAGGUUGGUUAAGGAAGGUGGUCAAGCUCUUUAUAUCCGAAUGUCAGCUUCAGAGGAACACAAAUCUGGAGGGGAAAAUCACAAGAAGAUAGUUGGAAUAAUAGUAGGAAGCAUAGUUGCUACAAUUUCUGGAAUGAUAAUGAUAUUGGCCUGUUGUUACAUAUUCAGAAAAAGAAGAAAGAAGUUAGAAGAUAUGAGAUUGAGAGCUAGUGAGAUUGUUGAUCAAAUCAAUGAAUAUGAAGAAGGAGAUAUAGAGCUUCCAUUUCUUGACCUAUCAAGAAUAGUUGAGGCUACUGGUAAUUUUGCAAUCGGAAACAAGUUAGGGGAAGGUGGUUUUGGACCUGUGUACAAGGGGACAUUAGAUGAUGGUCGUGAAAUCGCGGUAAAGAAGCUUUCAAGUAGUUCUGGACAGGGGAUAAAUGAAUUCAAGAAUGAAGUACUACUCAUAGCCAAACUUCAACACCGAAAUCUUGUAAGGCUUCUCGGAUGUUGCAUCCAAGAUGAAGAGAAACUGCUGAUAUAUGAGUACAUGCCUAAUAAAAGCUUAGACGGCUUUAUUUUUGAUCAAACACGGAGAAAAUUAUUGGAUUGGCCUAAGCGUUUCAACAUCAUUUGUGGGAUUUCUAGAGGCCUACUUUAUCUUCACGAGGAUUCUAGGUUGAGGAUUAUACAUAGAGAUCUCAAAGCAAGUAACAUUUUAUUGGACAAUAAGAUGGAUCCAAAGAUCUCUGACUUUGGUUUGGCUCGAUGUUUUGGAGGAGAUCAAAGCAAAGGAAAUACAAAGAAAAUAGUAGGAACUUUUGGAUAUAUGGCACCAGAAUAUGCUAUUAGUGGACACUUCUCGGUAAAAUCUGAUGUGUUCAGUUUCGGAAUUUUGUUGCUGGAGAUAAUCACAGGGAGAAAAAAUAGAGGGAUAUAUUUUUCAAGUGACAAUGUCAAUCUAUAUGGACAUGCAUGGGAUCUAUGGAAGCAAGGAAGGUCCUUAGAACUAGUUGAUGAAUGCCUUAAGGAGUCAUGGAAUUCGUCGGAAGCGCAGCGCUGCAUCCACAUUUGCCUGCUAUGCGCGCAGCAGCAUCCGCAAGAUAGGCCGGAGAUGUCAUCUGUGGUUCUGAUGUUAGGAAGUGAAAUCGAUUUGCCUCAACCAAAGUUUCCUACUUUCAUCAUUGGUGGAAAUUCUGAUGGCAAAAGUUCUUCCUCUUGUCAAAAUGAAAUAAGCAUUACUGAGGUGGAACCUCGAUAACAAUUAUAUAUAGCUCUUUCUUUCUCUUGUUAUAAUAGUUAGAAUUUAUAAACCUUGGUUGCAUAUAAUAUGCACCCCAAAUUUUGUGUAGUAUCUCAACUUUCAUGACACAAUGUGGUAAUGUUUAUGUACUUUAUACCCUUUUUACUUUGUCAA